Paramisgurnus dabryanus is the source of this 4084-nucleotide messenger RNA. It is a transcript of the gene grk4, whose product is annotated as G protein-coupled receptor kinase 4. Gene Ontology annotation, biological process: regulation of signal transduction; signal transduction; protein phosphorylation. The record is from RefSeq and is a predicted model, not a curated record. NCBI's taxonomy places the organism in Eukaryota, Metazoa, Chordata, Actinopteri, Cypriniformes, Cobitidae. Gene Ontology annotation, cellular component: cytoplasm. Gene Ontology annotation, molecular function: G protein-coupled receptor kinase activity; ATP binding.
AGGGCUGACGGUGUAGUAAGCGAGUGCUCGAGACAGGAAGCUCUAGUGAGCGCUGAAUGCUAACAAGGGGGGAGAGAGUACAUAUGUCCACGGCGAGCGGAAAGGUGGGGGGUUCAACGGCGAGAUAUGAAGAAAUACAAUUAACCUGCAAUGUGCCAACGUCAAAUCCACGCCGAUCAUAACCAUCCUCACCACCGAUAUCGUCCUCACCUCCACCGAACGCGCGACCACCCUCGUCCUUUUCCUCUCGAGUGAAAUGUAUCGGGACUGUACGGGAUCCUUUUUCUGACAAUGGAGAUUGAGAAUAUCGUGGCCAACACCGUGCUGCUAAAGGCGAGGGAAGGAGGAGGUGGGAAGCGGAAUGGACGGAGCAAGAAAUGGAAGGAGAUGCUGAAACUGCCACAUAUCAGUCAGUGUGAGGAGCUGAGACGCACCAUUGAGAGAGAUUACACCAGCCUUUGUGAGAAGCAACCAAUUGGUCGUCAGUUGUUUCGUCAGUACUGCGACACUCAGCCUAAGUUACGACGGUGCAUCGAGUUCCUGGAUUCUGUGGCGAUGUAUCAGGUGGCUCCGGAUGAGAAGAGAAGAGACUUCGGUUUAAAUAUUUUAGACACAUAUUUUAAUAACGGGUCAGCAGCUCAUCUACCAGACAUUUCUCAGGACGUGGUGGGGGAAUGCAGGCAAAAACUGGAGCAGACUCCAUGUAAAGAGCUCUUCCAGGAGUUUACUAGGAUAGUUCGUGAAUAUUUAGGUGGAGCUCCUUUCUCGGCAUAUCAGGAGACGAUGUACUUCUCGCGUUUUCUUCAGUGGAAAUGGUUAGAGAGGCAACCAGUAACCAAAAACACAUUUAGACACUACAGGGUGUUGGGAAAGGGCGGAUUUGGUGAGGUUUGUGCCUGCCAGGUUCGUGCCACUGGUAAGAUGUACGCCUGUAAAAAGCUGGAGAAGAAGCGAGUGAAGAAAAGAAAAGGUGAAGCAAUGGCAUUAAAUGAAAAACGCAUUUUAGAAAAAGUUAACAGUAGUUUUGUAGUCAGUUUGGCAUAUGCAUAUGAGACCAAGGACGCUCUUUGUUUAGUGUUGACUAUAAUGAAUGGCGGCGACCUCAAGUUUCAUAUCUAUAACAUGGGGAACUCUGGCUUCGAUGAACAGCGUGCCAUCUUCUACGCUGCAGAGCUCUGCUGUGGCUUAGAGGAUCUGCAUCGGGAACGGAUCGUCUACAGAGACCUCAAACCUGAGAAUAUUCUUCUAGAUGACCGUGGGCACAUUCGUAUUUCUGAUCUGGGAUUGGCUGUCCAGAUUCCAGAGGGCGAAACGAUACGAGGGCGCGUCGGGACGGUGGGAUAUAUGGCACCAGAGGUCAUUCAGAAUGAGAGCUACACCUUCAGUCCAGACUGGUGGGGUUUGGGUUGCCUGAUAUACGAGAUGAUCCAAGGCCAGUCGCCGUUCCGGCGCCGCAAAGAACGCGUGAAAAGAGAUGAAGUGGACCGACGUGUGUGCGAGGACCAAGAGGAAUAUUCAGAGAAGUUCUCUGAAGACGCUAAAGAAAUCUGCCGACAGUUGUUAUGUAAAGAUCCAAAGGAGCGUUUGGGGUGUCGAGGUAGCGGAGCGGUCGAAGUAAAGCAGAAUCCCAUUUUCCAAAAUAUCAACUUCAAGCGACUGGAGGCCAACAUGCAGGACCCGCCCUUUUGUCCCGAUCCACGUGCAGUGUACUGCAAGGAUGUUUUAGAUAUCGAGCAGUUUUCAACAGUUAAAGGCGUAAACCUGGACCCUACGGAUGAUGACUUUUACCACAAGUUUGUAACAGGAAGUGUCUCCAUCCCCUGGCAGAAUGAGAUGAUCGAAAUGGAGUGCUUUAAGGAGAUCAAUGUUUUCGAGAUGGACGGCGUGCUGUGUUCUGAUCUGGAUGUGAACCGACCAAAUCCGGCCCCCAAGCGAGGAUUCUUCUAUCGUCUAUUUCGACGAGAGGCAAGUGCUAGCGCGCCGCCCGUCGUGGUCAGAGGGGGUGGUGCUUGAGGUUUGCUUCAAGAGUGCCAACAGUGUGGAAGGGGAGGAGCCAUCUUGACUUUAAACCACUCCCACUUUUCGACAGCUGCCAAUCGGAAAGCUAAAACAUAUGAAUGUUCAACUGUAUUUAUGAACUGUAUUAAACUGUAUAAUAAUUAAAGGGUAUGAGUUUAAAGAAUUUUGUACAUUUGUACUUGAAUUAUGUGUAGAUGUAUAUUUUCACAAAAGGUUGUAUUGUACAAAAAGCCAUAGAAAUACCACUUGAAUGCAUAUAUUAUAUAUAUAUAUAAAUAAUGUUUUUAUUUUUAUUUUCAUCCGUAUUGAAUCUGAAAUGUGUAUUUGUUUUUAAGCACAAUAUCAACAUUCUCUUUUGUUUUUAAUGCUAGCGUCCUGUUAGCACCACGUUUCGACGUAUGUUUUUGGAUGGAUAGAUUUGGUGGAACCCAGUAACUAAAAAACAAAUUAUUCAUUACAUUAUUAUUACUAGUGGUCAACCAGUUUUGAUAUUUAGAAGGCAAAUUUCUCAAUAUAAGCCUAUAUAAAUGUUUCAACUUGAUCUCAUUGAAAAACGUAGCUAUUGGUGGCAAUUUUGUAUGAAUUCGUACAGCAUUAAUUGUAUAAAUAUAAACAAAGCAAGAAAGAAUCCACAUCUCCAGUCACUGGAGGAAAAGCAUAUCUUACUAAAGCCCGGAGUAUAGUUUGUUUUAUACAUAAACCCGCGGUUGAAUGCACAAAGUAUAGUUUAUUUCACAUGUAAAAAAAUGCAUUCUUCUGAUGCCGAAAAUAGCGGCACGCGCACUGUACGCAGAUCCUCGUGUACGCGUAAAAAAUGGACCUCGGCCCUAAGCUUACAAACGUGAUCGUACAGAUUUAUACAAAUUGGCCACCUUAAAAUAGUUACGAAUGGCUAUAUUGGGUUGUAAGCAUUUUUAUUGCCAGACGUUUUGUGUUUUUACACAAUUUUUAUUCAAAAUGUACAAAACGUUUAAAACUGAUAGUGUAUUAUCUGUUGACAAGGCUGUUGGUAUUAAAGGAGAACCUAAUGCUAAUUGGUCAAGCAGGAAAAUUUGGUGACAGUCGUCUCAAUGUCAGGCAACUGUCGGUUAUCAAUUUGAUUAUUUUUAAAUGAAUUAAUUUACAGUAGGAGUUGCCAAUAAAUCCUGACCUGACAUCUGCCCAAAUCUUUUUUUCCUCUGUCGUCAUGGUUACCUGUAGUGCCAUCAGAAAGCUUUACAGUGGUUUUAACCAUACCCAAAUUUGCUUAAUUUUUACAUUUGCUGACAGGACAACUCAAAUGUGCGGCUGAUGUUGCCUUGGGUAUCAUAUUUACAAUUGAUGUUUCAAAUGGAGUGCGAAUGUACUCGUUUGGAAGAUUAAAGCGCACGCACGCGCUAUAUAGACUUUUUUUUGUUUCUUAUCUUAAGCCUCAGGCCAUGAGAGACAUUCGGUGUCUGAUAAUCAUAUAAUAACAUAUAACUGUGCAAUCUGUUUAUCACACACGACACGUGCACAUAAACAUCACGGCUUUUUCAUUAUAUGUCGUUUUUGUUUAUUAUUGUUUUAGUUUUUUUACUUUUGUAUGCAUUUGUAUUGUAUGGCAUUGUUGUAAUCUCAAUGAAGUUAAUGCUUCCAUUCAGAGUAAUAAGCUUUACCUCUACCGUCAUUCCGAAGUAAACAAGAAAACGGGACACAUCCUUACUUUUCUAGACUUAACACAAAUGCCUUUAUAAAUUGAAUAUUUUGUUUUGAUGCAAUUCUUUUGCAUCACUUUACAUCAGUAAAACUCAAAUAGGAAUAAUUGUGUGUAGUUCACUGACAUCCAUGUCUUUAUAAGGAUUCAUUACAAAGCUGUGAAAAUGUUUUCUUCAGUUAUUCCCAUAUGUGUGUGCAUGUUCUACUGUACCCAUGGUUUCACAAGAGGACAAGCACUCGCUUUAGUAAUCAUUUGUUUUGACAUAUGCCCAUUAAAAGUACUUCUGACAAAGUUUGUAAGGAUGUUUUUGUUUCAGUGUAUGGAAGAUUGGGAUUAGUUGUCACACUUUUUACCUUAGUGAAUGUUGAGGUGGGUAUGUUUCUUUUU